AUGACUGACACUUUUAUACUACAGUUACCUGAUAUCGAUGAUAAGGUAUAUUAUAUACCAGAAUUUAAACAAUGCGAAACACCGAUUACAACAUUGAAUAUUGCUGGUGCAACUACAGAGAAAAAUAAAAUCAGCGAUAGUAAUAGUAGUAGUAGCUGUAGUGAUAGCAACAGCAGUGAUUUUUUAUCCACUAAUGAUAGUUUUUAUUAUGGGUUUGAUUAUUAUGAUGUUGAAAGUAUUUAUGAUUCUUAUAGCAGUAUUACUAAUACAACAACAAAAACAAAAAAUACAAUUAUGAUGGAUAUUAAUAAUAAUAAUAACCUUUUUUAUGAUAAAAGUUUUAGUUUGGAAUCUUCUUUGAAUAUUGAAACACAUGUGAAGUAUUUGUCUCCAUAUAUUCAAAAUAGUUUUGAAGACGAUUGUGCAGACAUAUCAACUAAAAAAACUCAAUUCCAAACACUGCCAAUUAUAGAUUCACUAACACCUUCUUUUGAAGGUUGUCCACAACAAUUUACUAUUUUUAGUCCCGCACCUUUAAGAUCAAAUGAUAUAUAUUGCUCAUUACUUCAAACAGAAAAUUUGACUUAUGAACAAUAUUUAAGGUCGAAUGAAUAUAAUAAUGAAAAAAAUAUUGUUACAAAUGGUUGUCAAUGUGGCAAUGAUUAUGAUUUCACUAGUUAUUAUUCCAAAGAUUGUUUAAAAAGAAGUAAUAGCAAAAGAAAGAAUAAGAAAAGGGAUAAAAAAUAUAAAAAAAAGUAUCUUGAUCUUGAUAUUUUAUCUACUUUUUCUAAUUAUUCAUCGUUGUUUUCAAAAAAUGAUCAAAAAAACACUAAAAUUAAAAAAGAGAUCUCCAGUGAUAAAAAUGCAGAUAAUAAAAAAUAUAAAAAAAACAUUGAAAAAAUUUCACAUAACAAUAUAAAAGAAAAUAGACUAAUUUUAAAGGGAUCAGAUUCACAAAAGACUGAAAACAAAUUGAGUAAUAAUGUGAACAGCAACCUAAAUUAUUGCUCUUUUGAUUUUAAUUUUAUCACAAUAAUCGAAACUAAAUUAAACCGAUAUAAUACAAAAACUUUAGGUAGACUUAUCAAUAGUGAUUCUAAAAACCCAGAAAAUAGUAUCCAUAACACUAAUCAAGACAUUAUGGAUAAGAUUAGAUUACAAGAAGUUUCUUAUAGAUUUUCAAAAUCAUAUUUUUAA
This is a messenger RNA of Arxiozyma heterogenica, 1197 nucleotides long. RefSeq lists its product as uncharacterized. The record is from RefSeq and is a predicted model, not a curated record. The transcript has a single exon. NCBI's taxonomy places the organism in Eukaryota, Fungi, Ascomycota, Saccharomycetes, Saccharomycetales, Saccharomycetaceae. The coding region runs from base 1 to 1197 and encodes 398 amino acids.